Paracoccidioides brasiliensis Pb18 is the source of this 1197-nucleotide messenger RNA. RefSeq lists its product as uncharacterized. The coding region runs from base 1 to 1197 and encodes 398 amino acids. Gene Ontology annotation, cellular component: cellular bud neck; plasma membrane. The record is from RefSeq and is a predicted model, not a curated record. The transcript has 2 exons.
AUGGAUCCGCUCGGGUUCACCCCGUUCCGGAGAGAGGGUAUUCUCCAACGUAGAGGUAUCAGGCAAACCUUCUCCAGCUGGGAUAGAUGCAUGGCCAGUGCCUAUUGCAAGUGGCCUGCCAUUGUCGCCAUAAUCAUUGGUGGCCUCAUUAUCAUUACAGUCCUCUGGGCCGUACUCGCCUGCGUCUGCUGCGGCUACACAUGCUGCAAGGGCUGCUGCGCCUGUUGUAGUUGUUGCUGCCCCUCCUCUGGCAGCAAGUCUAAGGCCCGCGACCAUUAUAGCAAUGAACAGACAGCUUACAACAAUCAAUAUCCCUCGGGUGGCUAUCAACAUCCCCCCGCACCCCCGGUGUAUAGCUUCCACCGUCCAUCUCCAAAACAAUACGCGCAAUUCGACGUCACCCACUCACACACACAGACUAAUGGCGAUGCCCUCCCGGAAAUGCCUAUGUGGGAACCCGCUCCAACCCGCCGUGUUGAAGAUACCUCUCAACCCUAUGAUCUGGAAAUGAACACCUUAGACCCUGUCACAGGCCAAAACGUCAGCCGCCCCAUGCGGGGAAACAAUAAUUCAAACCCCAACUCUCCUGCCUACACUUCCGCUUUUGACGGCUACUGCGCACCAGAACCCACAAACUACCACCCUGGAAACAUCGCACGCACCCCGUCCCCAGGCGAUCCCGUCGCCGCGGACGACAUAGGCAUCGCAACCAGCUACCCAAAUUCGAAUCAACAACAAACCCUUUACCCAAAUCGCAACGCAAACCCCAACCUAAGCCCCCAUUCUUCCACCUCCACUUACCCCCCCUCUAACGACGCCCCCAUAACAACACACUCAACCACCUCCCGGCCAUCCAUAAACACCUACGACUUCCCGCGCAGAUACCCGCCGUCACCAGUCCCCCAUUCUCCAACAGCCGCACGCUCGUACUCGCCAUACCCGCCUCCACAGCAACCUCUACCGCAACUACACAACUUGCAGCAGCAACAGCAGCCGUCACAGCAAGGAUAUAGGGCAUAUUCACCUUCAGUGCCUAACACCCCUCCCCCCCCAUUCUCAUCCACGCUAGGCGAUUAUGACCAGAUAUUGCCCGGGGCGCAGCAUGGGCAGUAUGGUGCUAGCGCUGACGACGAAGGUCCACCACCUUCGUUGCAAGUUGGGAGGGUCCCUGUAUCCAAUUCAUGGAGGGAAGUAUGA